Messenger RNA from Lactuca sativa (garden lettuce), 657 nucleotides. RefSeq names its product aldehyde dehydrogenase 22A1. The record is from RefSeq and is a predicted model, not a curated record. Gene Ontology annotation, molecular function: oxidoreductase activity, acting on the aldehyde or oxo group of donors, NAD or NADP as acceptor. NCBI's taxonomy places the organism in Eukaryota, Viridiplantae, Streptophyta, Magnoliopsida, Asterales, Asteraceae.
AUGUUUGCUGAGACUGGAGAAGCAUUAGUCUCCUCAGUUGACAAAAUUGUAAUUGUCAACUCUCCAGGUGUUGGCAGAAUGAUAAUGAGAAAAGCCGCUGACACAUUGAUACUCGUGAUACUUGUGCUUGGUGGAAAGGAUUUGUUUAUUGUCUAUGAAGCCGUCGAUGUGGCUCACCAAAUAUCAGGAGCUGCUUUACAAUCUAGUGUACAAAACUGUGCAGGAGCUAAAAGAUUUUAUUCCCACAAAGACAUAUACGCUUCAUUUGUAGUUGCGGUUUUUAAGAUUGUUAAAUCUGUCUCAGCUGGUCCUCCACAACUUGGAAAAUACGACAUGGGUGUGAUUUGCAUGCAAGACCAUUCUGAAAGGUUUCAAAGCUUAAUAAACGAUGCAUUGGAUAAAGGAGCUGAAAUUGUUGGAGGUGGAAAUGUGAGAGAUAUUAGUGAAGGUGCUGUUGACCAAUACUUCCCACCUACUGUUAUUGUAAAUGUCAACCAUCAAAUGAAAUUGAUGCAAGAGGAAUUACCAUGCAAAAACUGUGAUAAAUAUGGGUGCAUUACUUCUGCAGAGACUGUUAUGUUAGAGAAGAAAAGCGUGGAUGAGUUUUUAUCCAAUAUAAACAAUGGCAGAAAUGUUAUCAUCUCACUUUCACUUUAA